AUGUCUGCCAGUCAUAUAGCCGCGAACAGAAACAGCACUCCCGAGGGCUCCAGCUCGCUCCGCCCGCCCCAAGCCCGAACUUCCCUCGGUGCUAAUCACCAUCUUCGUGCCUCAGCUGAUCUAGGCGGCUUCCCCUCCCCUCUUGCCAACCGUGGAAUUCGUCCCGCUUCCGAGAUCUAUUUCGGUCGCAACAACACACAGUCGGGCAACCCUGACGAGAUGGAACGCGCUGCUCAGCAGUGGCUCGCCGACAUUGACCAGUAUGAAACCACACUCGAAGAAAUGGCGACCGCGACUCUCGACCAGGACUUCAAGGACGAGCUGAGCGCUAUAGAGCAGUGGUUCCGCGUCCUCAGCGAAGCCGAGAGGACCGCAGCGCUCUAUGCUCUGCUGCAGCAGACGACCCAGGUGCAGAUUCGCUUCUUUAUUCAAGUCUUGCAGCAGAUGUCCAAGAACGUGCCCAUGUCUGGAGUUCUGUCUCCUGCUAACUUUGGAGAGAAGGAUCCCAUGACACAGAAAUUGAGCGACGCCAUGAGCAAGCUCAGCACGGGUGAAAACCGUCAUUCCAUGGGUCUCGGUCGUCCUCCGCCAUCCCCGGGGGCUGGAAAACGCAACUCGGGCUUGGAGACAUCCCAGAUCAACCGCAUGUUCCCGGACGCCGCGGCUGCCAUCGCCAAGCAGAAGGCUGAAUUUACCGAUGUGGUCGGUGUUGCGCCGGCAUCCAACCGUAAUAGCACCGUCGGAGAUCGCAGCUCUCUAGCGGCUCCUACCAUCUCCGCCCCCGAAGAUAACAGCAAGCGGGAGAACAACGCUCCGCCAGCAUCACCCUGGAACGAGGGUGCCAAUCGCCCCAAGUCUUCGGGCCAGCAGCAACACCAGCAGCCGCCCAUGGGCCAGUUCUCUCAACCACCUCCAUCCGCCGGUCUUCGCUCGCCCCGUCUCCCCCUCCAGAACGACAGCAACAAUGUCCAGACCACCACGCUGAAUGCGCUCGAGGCCAAUUCGUCCAACAUGCCACUCCUUUCGCCUUCUUACGCCCCAGGUGGAAGUUGGGCCUCUCAAUUGAGCACUCCCAUGGUCGCCAACUUUCAGCAGUCAAACAACCAGGCUGAUAUGGUAGCCAACGCCACUGCUAUGAAAUUGGCUGCGUUGUCUACUGUCAACAACCGCAUCCAGCUGGACGAUGUGCGCAAGUUCCGCCGCGCCCGAUCUUCGGACAAUGGGCCCAUGUCCCCCGGCAUGCCUCAGAUGGGCAAUGGAAAUAUCCUUAUGACUAACGAGCUGGGCCAAGUAUUGACUCCACAGCAGGCGGCUGCUCUUCAGGCCCAGCAAUUGGCCGCUAUGCAAGGUCGCCGAUCUCGACCUAGCUCCCCUGGCUUCGCGAUGCAGGGUCAGGGCAUGGGUGCUAUGGGUAACUUUACCUCGCCUCAGGCUAACGGAUUCUUGGCUGCUGACUACGGCGGUGGUAUGAUGAACAACGGCAUGGGCGCGCUGAACCUCGCUCAGUUUGGUCUUGCUGGUGGUAGCAAUGACGGCCAUGGCUUCCUCGGUGACAACAUUGAUCGUGGUCGAUCUCCCCGAGGCCGUCGUGGUAGCUCGAAGCCUCCGGAGGACCCUACCGACCCUGGACUGCUUUCGGACAUUCCCAACUGGCUUCGGAGUCUCCGCCUGCACAAGUACACAGAUAACCUGAAGGAUCUCAAGUGGCAGGAGCUUAUCGAGCUCGAUGACGAAGGCUUGGAAAAGCGUGGCGUCAAUGCUCUUGGUGCGCGUAGAAAGAUGCUGAAGGUCUUUGAACAGGUUAAAGAGGCCCAGGAUCAUGGCAAGCUGCGAUAA
Alternaria atra is the source of this 1836-nucleotide messenger RNA. RefSeq lists its product as uncharacterized. Bases 1 to 1836 code for a protein of 611 amino acids. The record is from RefSeq and is a predicted model, not a curated record. Gene Ontology annotation, biological process: regulation of mRNA stability; nuclear-transcribed mRNA poly(A) tail shortening. NCBI's taxonomy places the organism in Eukaryota, Fungi, Ascomycota, Dothideomycetes, Pleosporales, Pleosporaceae. Gene Ontology annotation, molecular function: mRNA binding; translation repressor activity; protein binding. The transcript has 3 exons. Gene Ontology annotation, cellular component: P-body.